Messenger RNA from Triticum turgidum subsp. durum (durum wheat), 375 nucleotides. NCBI's taxonomy places the organism in Eukaryota, Viridiplantae, Streptophyta, Magnoliopsida, Poales, Poaceae. The record is from the annotation of a GenBank genome assembly.
AUGGAGGAGGCGAGAGGGAAGGAGACGACGGAGGGGGUGGCCGCCGAUGUGAGCCUGAAGGAUCUGUCCAGGAGGCUCGAAGACUUCGCAAAGGAGAGGGACUGGGAGAAGCACCACAGCCCAAGGAACCUUCUGCUCGCCAUGGUCGGCGAGGUCGGGGAGCUGUCGGAGCUGUUCAUGUGGAAAGGCGAGGUGCAGAAGGGCUUGCCUGGCUGGGAGGAGAGGGAGAAGGAGCACCUCGGCGAGGAGCUCUCCGACGUGCUGCUCUACCUGAUCCGUCUCUCCGACAUGUGCGGCGUCGACCUCGGUGACGCGGCCCUGAAGAAGAUCGUGAAGAACGCCGUCAAGUACCCGGCGCCGUCAAAGAGCGCCUGA